UACUCCUAGCUAGUACCAGUCUAGUUCUAGUACUAUCUCCUCGUCUUCCUCCUCCUCCUCCUCCUUUUUCUUCGUAUUACUACUACGUAGUACUACCUAGUAGAGCACAGUGAGUCAUGGACAUGCUUGGGAAUGCAGCCUCGGUGGCUCAACUCGUCGGGACUGUGGGCAGGCUCAUCUCCAAGAUCAUUGAUGCGGCGAGGACGGCGCGCCAGAACAAGCGGGAGUGCCUGUACCUCACGGUCCGCCUGUCCAUCAUCGGCGAGGUGCUGCCUCGCCUGCCGCAGGACGCCAAGGUGAAGCGGUCGCUCACGGAGCUGGGCAAGACGCUGGGCGAGGCGCACGAGCUGGUCCUCGACUGCCAGAACUGGAGCACCGCCCGGCAUCUCAUCGCGGCCCGCCGCCACGCCGACAGCUUGAAGGAGGUCAACGGCAGGAUCGACUCCCACAUCAACCUCCUCAACUUGGUCUUUAACACCUCCGGCCGCUUCGACCAAACCCGCCCUCCCAACCACACGGCGACGGUGCCGUCGCCGGGCUCCUCCUCGGGUCCUGCCGCCCCCGUGAGGCUCACGUGGGCGCAAAUUGCAGCGGCGACCGAUUACUUUGCCGACGAACUCAGCCGGCGCAGCUCACAGGUGUUGUACAAGGGCCGUCUCCGCAACGGCCGGGAGGUGGCCGUGAAGGUUCUUAUCAAGAACGGGCGGCAGGACGUGGAGGGCGUGGUCGUGACGGAGGUCGAGAUCCUCUCCCCCCUCCGCCACCCACACAUCGUGCGACUCGUCGGCUGGUGCUCCGAGGAGGAGGACCACAUCGUCGUCUACCUCCACGAGCAUACGAGCAACGGCACGCUCAGAGACCACCUGCUGCGCCUGCGCGUGCGCGUGCGCGUUCGAGCGCGCCUGAGGGGCCGCUCUAGCUUUAGGUCGUCGCCGGUGAGGUCGACCUGGAAGAUGCGCGUCGAGGUGCUGCUGGGCGCAUCGCGGGCCAUGGAGCACUUGCACCGUUUCGGGGUUAUCCACCGCAACGUGACCUCGUUCAACAUCCUGCUGGACGGCAGCUGGGCGCCGCGCCUGUCCGGCUUCGGCCAAGCGAUCUUGCUGGCGGCGGCCGGAGACCAGGUCGACACUGAGGUCGUCGGCACUCCUGGUUACGUCGACCCGGAGUACGGCCGCACUGGGCGUGUGAGCGCAGCGAGCGACGUGUACAGUUUCGGGGUGGUGAUACUAGAGACGCUGACGGGGGAGGAUGCCGCCACCAUGCAGAUGGACUCGGUGCUCCUGGCCAUACGCAACAGGAAGCUACGGGAUGUGCUGGUCCGCCGCCCUGCGGCGACGCCGCGGCAGCUGGAGGCGCUGGAGCUCGUGGCGCACACGGCGGAGUGCUGCCUGUUUCCACAUGGGAACGACCGGCCUGCCAUGUCGAACGUUGUGACCAACCUCGAGAGGGCGCUCACGAUCAUAAAUACGUACUAAGCAGUCAGAAAUGAGCUGAAGCUAGCUAUUAUGUCCGUAAUAGCUAUUUUUAAGCUGCCUCACAGCCGGAGGAGAGGCAACGACAAGGAGAUGAGGGGUUGCUGCCAUGCUGGAGGAAGAAGAAGAAGUCUGGGCCAUUGGGAUCUCAAUCCAACGACGAGGAAAAAUCGACUGGUUCUGGAUAAAGAAAAUCUGGAAACCUAUAUAUUUCGUUCCUCGUUAUAGUAUUAAUACCAUUUGAGUGACGGCGACGGCUCACCAAAAUGUUUCAGCCGUGCUUGUACACCGAACAUAAUUGUUUCAGUGUAUAUGGUGUGUACUACUACAUGUAUCGUUGUGUAUGGUAUACCAUCAUAAUUGAUGACUUCCCC
This is a messenger RNA of Triticum dicoccoides, 1846 nucleotides long. RefSeq names its product putative serine/threonine-protein kinase-like protein CCR3. Gene Ontology annotation, biological process: cell surface receptor signaling pathway; protein phosphorylation. Lineage: Eukaryota; Viridiplantae; Streptophyta; Magnoliopsida; Poales; Poaceae. The record is from RefSeq and is a predicted model, not a curated record. The transcript has a single exon. Bases 117 to 1475 code for a protein of 452 amino acids. Gene Ontology annotation, molecular function: protein kinase activity; ATP binding.